Molecule: messenger RNA, 3357 nt
Organism: Schistocerca gregaria
Lineage: Eukaryota; Metazoa; Arthropoda; Insecta; Orthoptera; Acrididae
Product: collagen alpha-2(I) chain-like
Exons: 4
Coding region: 1-3357 (1118 amino acids)
Source: RefSeq, a predicted model, not a curated record
AUGGAAGAUAAGAAACAAAAAGGGGGCGACUGUAAAAUUGAGAUAAAAACCCUAAAAAGGAGGGAGGCCAGGGGCGGCACUCCAGGACAUGACAGUGGAAGAGGGGGAGGUGUAGAUGACAGUGGAGGUGGGAAGGCGCAGUGGAAUGGACAUAGAUGGUGGCGAGGUAUAAGGAGGGAGGCCAGGCGCGGCAAUCCAGGACGUGACAGUGGAAGAGGGGGAGGUGUAGAUGACAGUGGAGGUCGGAAGGCGCAGUGGAAUAGACAUAGAUGGUGGCGAGGUAUAAGGAGGGAGGCCAGGCGCGGCACUCCAGGACGUGACAGUGGAAGAGGGGGAGGUGUAGAUGACAGUGGAGGUGGGAAGGCGCAGUGGAAUGGACAUAGAUGGUGGCGAGGUAUAAGGAGGGAGGCCAGGGGCGGCACUCCAGGACGUGACAGUGGAAGAGGGGGAGGUGUAGAUGACAGUGGAGGUCGGAAGGCGCAGUGGAAUGGACAUAGAUGGUGGCGAGGUAUAAGGAGGGAGGCCAGGCGCGACAAUCCAGGACGUGACAGUGGAAGAGGGGGAGGUGUAGAUGAUAGUGGAGGUCGGAAGGCGCAGUGGAAUAGACAUAGAUGGUGGCGAGGUAUAAGGAGGGAGGCCAGGCGCGGCACUCCAGGACGUGACAGUGGAAGAGGGGGAGGUGUAGAUGACAGUGGAGGUGGGAAGGCGCAGUGGAAUGGACAUAGAUGGUGGCGAGGUAUAAGGAGGGAGGCCAGGGGCGGCACUCCAGGACGUGACAGUGGAAGAGGGGGAGGUGUAGAUGACAGUGGAGGUCGGAAGGCGCAGUGGAAUGGACAUAGAUGGUGGCGAGGUAUAAGGAGGGAGGCCAGGGGCGGCACUCCAGGGCCUGACAGUGGAAGAGGGGGAGGUGUAGAUGACAGUGGAGGUGGGAAGGCGCAGUGGAAUGGACAUAGAUGGUGGCGAGGUAUAAGGAGGGAGGCCAGGCGCGGCAAUCCAGGACGUGACAGUGGAAGAGGGGGAGGUGUAGAUGACAGUGGAGGUCGGAAGGCGCAGUGGAAUAGACAUAGAUGGUGGCGAGGUAUAAGGAGGGAGGCCAGGCGCGGCAAUCCAGGACGUGACAGUGGAAGAGGGGGAGGUGUAGAUGACAGUGGAGGUGGGAAGGCGCAGUGGAAUGGACAUAGAUGGUGGCGAGGUAUAAGGAGGGAGGCCAGGCGCGGCAAUCCAGGACGUGACAGUGGAAGAGGGGGAGGUGUAGAUGACAGUGGAGGUCGGAAGGCGCAGUGGAAUAGACAUAGAUGGUGGCGAGGUAUAAGGAGGGAGGCCAGGCGCGGCACUCCAGGAUGUGACAGUGGAAGAGGGGGAGGUGUAGAUGACAGUGGAGGUGGGAAGGCGCAGUGGAAUGGACAUAGAUGGUGGCGAGGUAUAAGGAGGGAGGCCAGGGGCGGCACUCCAGGACGUGACAGUGGAAGAGGGGGAGGUGUAGAUGACAGUGGAGGUCGGAAGGCGCAGUGGAAUGGACAUAGAUGGUGGCGAGGUAUAAGGAGGGAGGCCAGGCGCGGCAAUCCAAGACGUGACAGUGGAAGAGGGGGAGGUGUAGAUGACAGUGGAGGUCGGAAGGCGCAGUGGAAUAGACAUAGAUGGUGGCGAGGUAUAAGGAGGGAGGCCAGGCGCGGCACUCCAGGACGUGACAGUGGAAGAGGGGGAGGUGUAGAUGACAGUGGAUGUGGGAAGGCGCAGUGGAAUGGACAUAGAUGGUGGCGAGGUAUAAGGAGGGAGGCCAGGGGCGGCACUCCAGGACGUGACAGUGGAAGAGGGGGAGGUGUAGAUGACAGUGGAGGUCGGAAGGCGCAGUGGAAUGGACAUAGAUGGUGGCGAGGUAUAAGGAGGGAGGCCAGGGGCGGCACUCCAGGACAUGACAGUGGAAGAGGGGGAGGUGUAGAUGACAGUGGAGGUGGGAAGGCGCAGUGGAAUGGACAUAGAUGGUGGCGAGGUAUAAGGAGGGAGGCCAGGCGCGGCAAUCCAGGACGUGACAGUGGAAGAGGGGGAGGUGUAGAUGACAGUGGAGGUCGGAAGGCGCAGUGGAAUAGACAUAGAUGGUGGCGAGGUAUAAGGAGGGAGGCCAGGCGCGGCAAUCCAGGACGUGACAGUGGAAGAGGGGGAAGUGUAGAUGACAGUGGAGGUGGGAAGGCGCAGUGGAAUGGACAUAGAUGGUGGCGAGGUAUAAGGAGGGAGGCCAGGGGCGGCACUCCAGGACGUGACAGUGGAAGAGGGGGAGGUGUAGAUGACAGUGGAGGUCGGAAGGCGCAGUGGAAUGGACAUAGAUGGUGGCGAGGUAUAAGGAGGGAGGCCAGGGGCGGCACUCCAGGACGUGACAGUGGAAGAGGGGGAGGUGUAGAUGACAGUGGAGAUCGGAAGGCGCAGUGGAAUAGACAUAGAUGGUGGCGAGGUAUAAGGAGGGAGGCCAGGGGCGGCACUCCAGGACGUGACAGUGGAAGAGGGGGAGGUAUAGAUGACAGUGGAGGUGGGAAGGCGCAGUGGAAUGGACAUAGAUGGUGGCGAGGUAUAAGGAGGGAGGCCAGGGGCGGCACUCCAGGACGUGACAGUGGAAGAGGGGGAGGUGUAGAUGACAGUGGAGGUCGGAAGGCGCAGUGGAAUGGACAUAGAUGGUGGCGAGGUAUAAGGAGGGAGGCCAGGGGCGGCACUCCAGGACGUGACAGUGGAAGAGGGGGAGGUGUAGAUGACAGUGGAGGUGGGAAGGCGCAGUGGAAUGGACAUAGAUGGUGGCGAGGUAUAAGGAGGGAGGCCAGGCGCGGCACUCCAGGACGUGACAGUGGAAGAGGGGGAGGUGUAGAUGACAGUGGAGGUGGGAAGGCGCAGUGGAAUGGACAUAGAUGGUGGCGAGGUAUAAGGAGGGAGGCCAGGCGCGGCACUCCAGGACCUGACAGUGGAAGAGUGGGAGGACGUGACAGUGGAAGAGGGGGAGGUGUAGGUGACAGUGGAGGUGGGAAGGCGCAGUGGAAUGGACAUAGAUGGUGGCGAGGUAUAAGGAGGGAGGCCAGGGACGGCACUCCAGGACAUGACAGUGGAAGAGGGGGAGGUGUAGAUGACAGUGGAGGUGGGAAGGCGCAGUGGAAUGGACAUAGAUGGUGGCGAGGUAUAAGGAGGGAGGCCAGGCGCGGCAAUCCAGGACGUGACAGUGGAAGAGGGGGAGGUGUAGAUGACAGUGGAGAUGGAAAGGCGCAGUGGAAUGGACAUAGAUUGUGGCGAGGUAUAAGGAGGGAGGCCAGGGGCGGCACUCCAGGACCUGACAGUGGAAGAGGGGGAGGUGACCUGACAGUGGAAGAGGGGGAGGUGUAG